ACUACAGUCUACACUUUCCUCUGCUUGAGCUAACACACUCUUUACACUGAGCACAUUGACCUAUUUCCGCGGUGUUUCUUGAUUCAUAUCACGUGGGGUUCUGACAUUUCUGUAGUUUCUUUACUGUUCCUUUGUUUCAAGUUUUCUCUAACGGGUUAUCUUUUCCUCUCUCUCUUUUUUUUUCAAUCUAUUUGGUUUCUCAGGAAUUGAGUGGUUAUAAAAAAAUUGUGGCUUCAGCUUCAGGGACAAUAAAUUUGUUUGCUUUUCAAUCUUUCUCUUGUUGGGGCACUCGCAGUGCUUUUUGAAGGCUCUGCAAUGGUUCUUCUUUGUUAACCUUGUUCUCUGGUGAAGCUAUGAGAUUUGAAAUUCUGUUGCUGUUGAGAUACUAUUCCUGCAUCAAUUGAAGUGGGGUUGUUUGGUUUCUCUUGUAUUCUGAUCCUGGUGUGUGCUUGUGAUGGAGUCUUGGAUUUAUGUUUCAGAAGAAAAAGGGUAUGUUUCUAAUGAUGCACUUUCUCCUCCUAAUACGCUUGGGAGAAGCAAAGGUUCAUUCUUGGGUUGGGAACUGAAAACCCCAUGUAGUUUUUCCAAUGACAUGUUGGCCUUGGGUCAGCAAAACAUUGAGAAUCAAGGUUUUGAGGAAUUGGGUUUUCCUGGAAUGUUGGGGAAACAAUUCUCUGAUGAUCCUAGUGGUACUGUUCAUAGCAGAAAGAUGGAUAGUGGUGCUGACUGCAGAAUUUCUAAUCCUGUUGUGGCUGCCCCAAAUGCAUUUUCUGCAAGAGAGGACUUCAAUUCCAAGCUUUCAAACUCUCUGGGGGACUCUAAUUGUUGCAAUUCCCUCAUUGAUUUGAAACUGGGUCGAUUUAAUGAUCAUGGAGAUGCCAUGGAUCCAAUAUUUUCCAAGGGAACUCCCAUUUUGUCUUCAUCUGAGUCAUCGACACCGCCCAAGAGGGUAAGAGCUUCAGGGGUCCACUCUCAAACUACAUACUGCCAAGUCUAUGGCUGUAACAAGGAUCUGAGUGCUUGCAAAGACUACCACAAGAGGCACAAAGUUUGUGAGGUUCACUCCAAGACUUCCAAAGUUAUAGUGAACGGCAUUGAACAAAGGUUUUGUCAGCAAUGUAGUAGGUUUCAUUUGCUGGCUGAAUUUGAUGAUGGUAAGCGUAGCUGUCGUAAACGCCUUGCAGGCCAUAAUGAGAGGCGAAGAAAGCCACAAGUCAGUAUUCACUCUGGAAAAGCUGGGAGGUUGCUUCAGCCAUAUGGUGAUGGCAGAUUCCAGGGAACCAUGCUAACAUCAUCAUCUUUUAUCUGCCAAGAGAUACUCCCCAGCGGGGUCUUAUCUUUUGAGAAACAUGGAACAAGUGACUGGUGGAGACCUAUAAAAGCCGAAGAUAGCACUGGUUAUAGGCAUCUUUCUUCUAUUCCAACUACCAAUGGACAUCAUCAGUCAAGGUCUCUAUUUCCUUCAUAUAGUGAAAAACAAUUUCCCUUUCUUCAGGAAAAUGGUGCUACAUCUGCCACAGGAAAGAUCUUCUGUGAAAAUAAUAGUCAAUAUCCACCUGCCCUCACGUCGCAAUCAUUAUUCCAGAACACUUCCUCAGGAAGCGAAGACUUCAAUGUUUUUGAUACAGAAUCAACUGUUCAAGGAUUAUCGGGAAUUUCAGACUCUGGUUGUGCUCUCUCUCUUCUGUCAUCUCAAUCCCAGAACUCGUCAAGCCAAUCAUCAGGAAUUCCCAUGGCUCACCACUUGGUUAUUCCAAGCAGCCAUAGCCAUUACAGCAUGAAUCAGGUCUCUGAAAAGAUGAUAGGAUUAAGUUCACAGGGUUCUAGUGGAGUGUCGGAUAGGUUUCCAUCUGAAUUGAAUCCUGCAGAUGGAAGUCAUCUUAGUCCUAUACUGAUAUCAGACAAUAAUGAAAUUGUCAACUUUGGAAUGGCUGAUGGGAUUUUCCAAGGGUCAGAUUUUGUGAAUGUGAAAAAUCGUCUUUCUUAUGAAGAUGGCUCCACCAUUGACUUGCUUCAACUGUCAUCACAACUUCAGCGAGUUGAGCAUCAGAGACGAUCCUUGCACGUGAAGCAAGAAAAUGAUUCUUCCUGCUCUCUCCGGAUUACUUAAGAUGUGUUAAACAGGAAACAACUUGUGCUUGUGCAGCCUGUUGUGACAAACACCAAUGUCAAUCAUCUUAAACAAUGUAGAGCAGAGAGGAAGAAGGUUUCGAUGGUAUCUGCAUUACUCAUCUGCUACUAACUAGUUUAAAUAGUUUUCUUGUGUUGAUUCGGAUCAAGAAGCUGACCAACCAGUGGUUCGGACACAAUAGUCCCUCUCAGUCUGAUAUGUAAUAAACAAAAAGCCUGAGAUGUAUCAAAGUGUGCUCUUCAGGUUCAUGCCAUUAAUAUUUAUUAACUAAAACUGAGGAGUGAUGUUCAAUUUCGUGGAGGUCUAAAUGAAUGAA
Messenger RNA from Gastrolobium bilobum, 2447 nucleotides. RefSeq names its product squamosa promoter-binding-like protein 6. NCBI's taxonomy places the organism in Eukaryota, Viridiplantae, Streptophyta, Magnoliopsida, Fabales, Fabaceae. The record is from RefSeq and is a predicted model, not a curated record. The transcript has 5 exons. Gene Ontology annotation, molecular function: DNA binding. Gene Ontology annotation, cellular component: nucleus. The coding region runs from base 455 to 2110 and encodes 551 amino acids.